GGGCGGCGGCGGCAGCAGUGAUAGUUGAUAGAGUUGAUAUUAGUUGGCGAUGAGUGGAUGACGGUUAAGUCGUGGCCCUGUCGUGGCUCAACGAGAUUCGUUAAAUUAAAAGACACGCGAUCAUGAACCUUUGAAUUCAGCUUUCGUUGAAAAGUUACACGCGCAUUUAACUAUACGAUUUCGCAAACAAUUUUUCAAUUUAAAUAAGUGAAAAAAGACUUGCGGUUGCAUUGCCGUUAAAACGCAAUAUAUUCAUGUAUCGCGGUAGCUGCAGCGACGAAUAAGAAGUCUUAUAUCGCUAUUCGAGUGAAAAUUCAAGGUUCGGGCUAGGCGCACUGCCGAGGCAGGGAACGUAAAUAAAAUAACUCAAUAAUUGGGUGAAAAGUGAUGUGAUUGUUCAGCGAGGUCGCUCUCGUAAUUUCUGUAAUUUCACAUCAACAGACCGACAGAUUUCCUUAUCGUGAUCGCGCCAACAAGUGCUAGGACAUGGCAAAACAUUUCCUCAACUAUAACCAAAAUUCUGUACGAUUGGAAUAAUAUUAAUGAGAAUUGCAUUUUCGCUCGAUGUAAUAAAACAUAACGAUAAAUUAACGUGACAGCUAAAAAAUACGACUCGAUCAAUCAAAGAUUCAGUUUGAUUAUGCUGUUCUGCGGUGUUACAAACGCUUUAUACCGGUAACAGCAAUUAACAUGUUGACGAUACUAUUUCGCGUGAUUUUGGCCAUCGUCCACUACGUUUAUACCAUUUGUGAAGAAAUUGAAUUAAAAUUAAAAUUCGUAAAAGUUUAUUGGCGUUUACGGUUUGGCUCCAAAUUCAAAAGUGAAUACGAGAAAUGUCAGUCGAAUUUAGAAACUCUGGAGUUGAAACGAAGUGUGGAAAAUGUUACUAAAUUACCCGUCCAUUUGUGCAUCCUCGUUGAAGCGGAAUACAGUGAACGAAUUGAAUUUUCUCACCUCGUACGAAUUCUCCGCUGGUCCAUCACCGCCGGUAUUCCUUACGUCAGUUUUUAUGAUCACGAUGGAUACUUGAAACAAAAUCAACAUCUGCUGAGAGCAGAAUGCGACAAGUCAAAUAUCAUGUCGGCCUUACACAUGAACCAAGAUGCAAAAAUCAAUUCUACCAAAUUCUGUGAAAAUGGUAGUAAUGGUAUCAAAUGUCAGACACGAGUGCAAGUAUUUUCAAACGAAGAUGGGAAAGGUGAAAUAGUGAUGUUGGCAAAAAACUUAUCAAGAGCGGUAUCCCAUGGCCAAUUGAAAAUGGAAGAGAUAAAUACGGAGCUGUUGAAUGACAAACUGCGAUUGGAAAACACACCGGAUCCUGACCUCGCGCUGGUGUGUGCUUCUGCUUUAUGCACUCAUGGCCUUUUACCAUGGCAUACAAAAACAACUGAGUUUUACAAUUGUGGAAGUCAUCGAGACAUAACGAUAAAAGAUUUUUCAUUGUUGUUACAAAAAUACGCUCAGUGUCAACAGCGAUAUGAAAAAUCACCAGUGGAACUUUUAGGGAGAGAAUAAGAAGAAUAAGAAUAAGAAGAAGAAGAAGAAGAAGAAGAAGAAGAAGAAGAAGAAGAAGAAGAAGAAGUCUCAGUUGCUGCUAAGCCCAUUGAGCUUCAUCGAAACGAUGAUCCUCACCAGUUUUUCUCAUUUACGACGUGUGCCAAUCGAAGAGCACGGCUGAAACAAAAUACCAUUCCUAGGCCUCGUUCGCAUUGUUCCCUAACCCACUCUCAAAAACAAUAUAAUCUCUCGAAAUUCGAAUUUUUUUUCUCAGACCUUCGUAUGAAAGUAUUAAAGAAAUAAAAACUUGUGCAAAAAACGCA
Molecule: messenger RNA, 1820 nt
Organism: Venturia canescens
Lineage: Eukaryota; Metazoa; Arthropoda; Insecta; Hymenoptera; Ichneumonidae
Gene: Tango14
Product: transport and golgi organization 14
Exons: 5
Coding region: 691-1515 (274 amino acids)
Cellular component (GO): dehydrodolichyl diphosphate synthase complex; endoplasmic reticulum membrane
Molecular function (GO): ditrans,polycis-polyprenyl diphosphate synthase [(2E,6E)-farnesyl diphosphate specific] activity
Source: RefSeq, a predicted model, not a curated record